Messenger RNA from Exophiala spinifera, 2142 nucleotides. RefSeq lists its product as uncharacterized. Gene Ontology annotation, cellular component: chromatin. Gene Ontology annotation, molecular function: DNA-binding transcription factor activity, RNA polymerase II-specific; RNA polymerase II cis-regulatory region sequence-specific DNA binding; zinc ion binding. The record is from RefSeq and is a predicted model, not a curated record. Gene Ontology annotation, biological process: DNA-templated transcription; regulation of transcription by RNA polymerase II. The coding region runs from base 1 to 2142 and encodes 713 amino acids. NCBI's taxonomy places the organism in Eukaryota, Fungi, Ascomycota, Eurotiomycetes, Chaetothyriales, Herpotrichiellaceae. The transcript has a single exon.
AUGAGUUAUCAACCCUUUGAGUGCCAUGUUUGUCACCGCCGCUUCACGCGCAAUGAGAACCUCAAGCGGCACGCUGCGCUGCAUUCGCGCUCAAAGGAGGCUCCCUCGCACAGGUGUGACUAUUGUACCACUACGUUCUCGCGGGCCGAUCUUCGCCGCCGCCAUAUGAAGAAGGUCCAUCUAGAAGGGGAAGACUCCCGGCCCACAAAGAGACUUCGGCAGGACACGUCGACACUCGGCCACGAGCCGGAGGAACAGGGAUCUUGGCCCAGACAGCAGACACUGUCUGUGUCCCCGUCAGACCGCCAGUACGACUUGACCCGGACACAGUCGAGCCCUUACGGCUCGCUUCUGAUGGACUACCCUUCUUGGAACCCCCGACCGCAGGACGAGCAAGGUCCAGUGCACCACGGUGCGCACCAGUACGGCGAAGACGGCACGAACCUCGCAAGUGCCAGCCCUAUAAGCGAUGGAGGCGACAAUUCUUCGACCGACUCAGGCUCGGCAGGAAUUUCAGCAGGAUCGACACACAUCAAUCGACCAGUCUUCCACGCGGCUGACGGGGAACGAGGUCUGCAGUUGGGAUCCUCGGCUCCCAAGCUCUCUUGUCACACUGGUGCUCAGCACACGAGCUCGUCGCCACCACCUCCUUCCACGGUCAGUCCAAGUCAAAUCCAUCACAGUUUCAUUCCUCACAGGAAGAGCGUUUCUCCGUCAGAAGAUCGGCAAGGCCAUCGGAAAGACUGGUUUCCCUCGCCGGAGCAGAUCGCGCGAGGCGUACACCACUACUUUGCACACGUCUCCAACUUUUUCCCAUUUCUGCAUCGACCGACAUUCGACGCCGGUCGCGCCGCUGACUACUUGAUUCUCGGCAUGCUUAGUCUGGCGUAUCAAUAUGACGAGGACCCGGAUUGCGGUGGCGCACUCGGCUCGGGGGCGAGACUCUCUGCGCGCUGCUUCCACCACGCACGUGUGCUCCUUGACUCAAACGAAGAAGGCACGACAGCUGACUGGUCAAACAGCCUGGCCAUGAUCCAGGCGUAUCUGCUGCUUCAGGUGUGUGCCAUGAUGUACCUCUGUGGCGGAGACUCGGCACAUGGCCUGCGGAUGCAUUCCAAGAUGAUAUUCCUCGCGCGUUCGGGGGGUCUGAUGCAAACGGUCCCGAGCCCUGCCGCGGCGGGUGAAGAUCUGGGGUCUCUGUGGCGAGAGUUCGUCACGGCCGAGUCUCACAAGCGGACCUUGUUUGCCCUCCACCAGAUGGACGCGCUGUGGUACCAGUUCCUCUCGAUCCCGCGGUCGCUCUCGCACCUGGAAAUCAAACACGAUCUGCCUUGUCCGGAGGAUUGCUGGACGGCCGCCUCGGCAGAGCAGUGGGCGCACCGGAGGUUGCUCGCAGGGGGCCACGCCGGCGAGCCACCACCCAUGCAGUACGGGGACGCCGUCCGACGCUUUCUCUCCGAUGACCACCCGGACGUCGACUCGAUUCCGGACUUUGACGCGUACGGGGCCGUCAACAUCGCCCAGUUCAUGAUUUCCAGCGUCCGCGAGAUUUCCGGCUGGCUGACCAUGACCGGGCGGCUCAGCAUCGAGAGGUUGGAGCCUCUGAGGUCGUCGCUGGAGGCCCUCCGCCCCCUCGUCCGCCUCCGGGUGGACGCGGGGAGGUCGAGGGGUUCGUCGGCCGUCCUGUGCGAGGCGACAUGGCAGAUGGCCAUGAUCGAGCUGCAGACGUGGUCUCCCGCCCACACCGGCGGCAUCGUGGGAGGGAGCGUGGACGCGUUGCUGCAGGAGUCCACCCACCUCGCGCCGCCGUGCGAGUUCCUGGUCGAGACCGACACGGCCAGAUCCAUCCGGCCGCACGUCGACUGGUUCCUGCGCCAGGUCGACGACGCAGCGCCGGCCCCCGGCUCGGAACCGCCGUGGGUCCUCCUGUACGCCUACAAGGCGUUUCUGAUCGCCUGGCGCCUGGUGUGCGGAGCCUCCGUGGGCGCGAUGCAGGUCGUGGGCGUGGCCGACGGCGACGCCGAGGCGGCCAUGGCCUGGGCGCGGAAGGCUUUUGGAUCCAGAAGACACUGGCAGGUCGGGAGGAUGAUCCUGACGUGUUUGGACGUGUUGGCGGGACCACCCCAGGCGGUGGGUGUGUAG